AUGAAUAUUCAACGAGAGUUUAGUGAACCCCAUCGACAUGAACAAAGUAGCUACAGCCCUCAAGAUAAUCCGGUACAAGCACCAACGCGAUCUCAUGAAGGGAUCCAUCCAAGACAAGAAAGACGCUCUGGAAGUAUCGUAGGCGAUAGUCAACUUGGUGGAUAUGCCAUGUCAAGAGCCAUUGAAAAAAGAUGGAAAGGCAAAGAACCCACUCUUCGUGCAAGUCGACCAAGCAUUGCCCCUCAAAGACGUGAAUCCUGGAUGGACAAAUUUGAAGAAGCUGGCAAAAAUGCAAUUCGACGUUCUUCCACAAGCACCGAUGCUCUCAUUGACAGGCUUGCUGACACGCUCAAUACUUGGAGCCCUGGCACCGAUGUAACCAAUGACAAGAGUGGCAAGCAACAGCAACAACAACAGCAACAACGUCGAGAGUCAUGGUCGCAAAAGGCGUAUUCGUUCUUGUUUCCACCAUCGCCAUCGUCACCACUUCAACAAGAGCAUUCAUCACCACGACCUGCUGCACGUCCCUCACUAACACGACAAGCUUGGUCGUGGUUGCAACCACGUAGAAACAGCAACGCUACGUCACAAGACGAUGUAGAGUAUCUUGGAUCCGAUGUCAGCUACGAUGAUACACAGGCCAGCUUCCGAGUUGAAAAGACAAAGGGCAGUGGUCGUGGAUUCUUUGACAGCAGCAAUUAUCGUGAAAACUUUCCAUCGCCUCCUCGAUCACGUUCCUUUAGCCAUAGCAUUCGUCCAAGUCCAUACAUGAAUCAGCCUACAAGGAAUUAUGCACAAGCAGCUCGUCGAAGUUUGGAUGUUAUGAAUGGUGACCAACAAAAGCAAUGGUUCAAUCCUGAUCCUGAGAGUGCUCGUAUCGCUGUUCCACCACUAUCCGUUGAACACAAAAUGGAUGAUCACAACACUUCCGCUACUCAACUGUUGUACGAUCGUGAAGAGCAACAAGAGAACGACAAUAAACAAGUCAACAAGAAGCAGCAGCACCAGCAGCAUCAAGACACAUCCCCAAACAAGUAUCAUGUUGUAUCCAACAAGCAAUCUCCUCCACCAAUGAAGGAAAACAUAUUCGAUAAUGAUAUUGAGAAUUGGAAACCACACAUUUCUGGUAAUACACGUGAAUAA
Molecule: messenger RNA, 1143 nt
Organism: Lichtheimia ornata
Lineage: Eukaryota; Fungi; Mucoromycota; Mucoromycetes; Mucorales; Lichtheimiaceae
Exons: 2
Coding region: 1-1143 (380 amino acids)
Source: RefSeq, a predicted model, not a curated record